AACAAGUAGCAUCUCGCCGUAAAAUGAAGACUGGAUACUGAUUUUUUUUUUGUUUUUUGGAAAGCGGUGUCUGAUAUAUAUUUUGGAGUUUGGAGCAGUCAGUUUCUGGUGUGGAAGGAGAAAGGACCCGAAGAUCUGGACCAGCGGUGCUAAUCGACCUGGAGUUGCUGUUUAACCAGCAGACAUGCUUUUAUCUGUCUCUGAGACGUCGUCACAUGGAUUCAGCCUUUGAUGGUAUCUCGAUUAUAUGCCGACAGCCCUGGAUUUCGGAAUAACUGGAGUGCCCUCGUUUCUUUUAAUAGACUAAACAUAGGAUGAGUGAGGAAGCAAAGAAAAAUGGUUCAAAGCCCUCCCACAGGAAGAAGAAGGGUAAAAAGACUGACACCAAUGCAAGCUAUUUACGUGCUGCCCGCGCAGGCAACUUGGAAAAAGCCCUUGAUUAUAUCAAAUCUGGAGUUGACAUAAACAUCUGCAACCAGAACGGGUUGAAUGCUCUCCAUCUUGCUUCAAAGGAAGGUCAUAUAGGAGUUGUUUCUGAACUGAUCCAGCUAGGUGCUAAUGUGGAUGCUGCAACCAAGAAAGGAAAUACUGCCUUGCAUAUUGCGUCAUUAGCUGGGCAAGCAGAGGUUGUCCAUGUCCUUGUAACAAAUGGUGCAAAUAUCAACGCCCAGUCACAGAAUGGCUUCACUCCUUUAUACAUGGCUGCUCAGGAGAAUCACCUGGAAGUUGUAAAGUUUCUUCUCGACAAUGGGGCAAGUCAGAGCAUUGCAACUGAGGAUGGGUUUACUCCAUUGGCCGUUGCACUGCAGCAAGGCCACGACCAAGUGGUCUCACUGCUACUGGAGAACGACACUAAAGGGAAGGUCCGAUUGCCAGCUUUACACAUUGCUGCUCGCAAAGACGACACCAAAGCAGCAGCAUUGCUUUUGCAGAAUGACCACAACGCCGACGUGGAGUCGAAGAGUGGCUUUACCCCGCUUCAUAUAGCUGCUCAUUAUGGGAAUAUAAACGUAGCAACUUUGUUGCUGAAUCGUGGUGCUGCUGUAGAUUUCACAGCCCGGAAUGACAUCACCCCGCUGCAUGUGGCCUCAAAGAGAGGGAAUGCCAACAUGGUUAAGUUGUUGCUGGACCGAGGAUCUCAAAUUGAAGCCAAAACCAGGGAUGGCUUGACACCUCUCCACUGUGCAGCAAGGAGUGGGCACGAGCAGGUGGUGGAAAUGUUGCUCGAUCGAGGAGCCCCGAUCCUUUCCAAGACAAAAAAUGGCCUGUCCCCUCUGCACAUGGCAACGCAGGGAGACCACCUGAAUUCCGUGAAGCUGCUGCUUCAGCAUGACGUGCCUGUGGACGAUGUGACCAAUGACUAUCUGACAGCACUGCACGUUGCUGCACACUGCGGGCAUUACAAAGUCGCCAAGGUGCUGCUGGAAAAGAAAGCAAACCCAAAUGCCAAAGCACUGAAUGGUUUCACUCCACUUCAUAUCGCAUGUAAGAAGAACCGGAUUAAAGUAAUGGAUUUAUUGCUGAAGUACGGAGCUUCAAUACAGGCAGUUACUGAGUCGGGCCUAACGCCUAUCCAUGUUGCUGCAUUCAUGGGGCAUGCAAAUAUUGUGACACAGUUAAUGCAACGUGGAGCAUCACCAAAUACAACAAAUGUGAGAGGAGAAACUGCACUGCACAUGGCUGCCAGGGCGGGCCAGGCAGAUGUGGUCCGUCAUCUGGUCCAGAAUGGAGCUCAGGUGGAAGCCAAAGCCAAGGAUGACCAGACUCCAUUGCAUAUUGCAUCUCGCUUGGGGAAGGCUGACAUUGUGCAGCAGUUAUUGCAACAUGGGGCAUCUCCGGAUGCAGCUACAACCUCUGGCUAUACACCACUACACAUCUCAGCUCGGGAAGGUCAUGAAGAUGUGGCAUCGGUCCUAUUGGAACAGGGGGCUUCGCUCUCUGUGAAUACCAAGAAAGGGUUCACUCCACUCCACGUGGCUGCAAAGUAUGGGAAAAUGGAGGUAGCCAAUCUCUUGCUUCAGAAGUCUGCGUCUCCCAAUGCCUCCGGAAAGAGCGGCCUAACUCCAUUACAUGUGGCAGCCCACUACGAUAACCAGAAGGUGGCCCUGUUGUUAUUGAACCAAGGAGCAUCACCUCAUGCAGCAGCAAAGAAUGGCUACACACCCCUACACAUUGCUGCCAAGAAGAAUCAGAUGGAUAUCGCCACCACACUACUGGAAUAUGGUGCUGACACCAACACAGUGACCAAGCAAGGCAUUACACCAGUACACCUUGCUGCCCAGGAGGGUCACGUUGACAUGGUAUCCUUGCUGUUGACUCGAAAUGCAGACGUAAACCUCGGAAACAAGAGUGGUCUCACACCCCUCCAUUUGGCUGCUCAAGAGGAUCGAGUGAACGUUGCUGAAGUACUAGUUAAUCAGGGAGCUGCUAUUGAUCCACAGACCAAGAUGGGUUAUAUUCCACUCCAUGUAGCAUCCCACUAUGGGAAUGUGAAGAUGGUCAACUUUCUUCUGCAACAUAAUGCUAAAGUGAAUGCCAAGACAAAGAAUGGAUACACCCCUCUUCACCAGGCUGCACAGCAGGGCCAUACUCACAUUAUAAACAUCCUCCUCCAGCAUGGUGCAUCUCCAGAUGAAGUCACAGUGAAUGGAAAUACUGCUUUGGCCAUUGCUAGGCGGCUAGGUUAUAUCUCGGUGGUUGAUACGUUGAAGGUGGUUACUGAGGAAACUAUGACAACUACAAUGUUUGUGACAGAGAAACAUAAACUGAAUGUUCCUGAAACUAUGAAUGAGGUUCUGGAUGUGUCAGAUGAUGAAGUUCAUAAAGCCAGUGUUCCUGAAAAUUUCAUUGAAGCCGAGUAUUUGUCAGAUGGUGAAGAAGGUGACGAUGCAAUGACUGGUGAUACAGAUAAGUAUCUUGGACCACAAGACUUAAAAGAGUUGGGCGAUGAUUCACUGCCAGUGGAAGGAAAUAUGAGUUACAUGGGCUUUAGUCUUGGAGCUCGAUCGGCAAGCCUCCGCUCCUUCAGUUCGGAUAGGUCAUACUCGCUGAACAGGAGUCCGUACGCCAGGGACAGCAUCAUGAUUGAAGAGCUGACCAAAGAGCCGGGUUUCCAUCCAGAGCUUGCGCAUUCCAUGGGUGGGCCAAUAGUGAGCAACUCUCUGAAGCACAUUGCGGUUUCUCGAGAGUAUGACAGCGACUCUUUGAAAAGAUUCAGCUGGACCGCGGAUACACUGGACAACGUCAACCUCAUUUCCAGCCCUAUCCAUUCAGGAUUCCUUGUCAGUUUCAUGGUGGAUGCCCGUGGUGGUUCAAUGCGCGGCAGCCGCCACAAUGGAAUGCGUAUCAUCAUCCCGCCCCGCAAAUGCACCGCGCCCACACGCAUCACUUGCCGUUUGGUGAAGAGGCACAAGCUGGCAAGCCCGCCACCUAUGGUAGAAGGGGAAGGGCUGGCCAGUAGGCUGGUUGAAGUUGGGCCAUCAGGUGCUCAGUUCUUGGGCCCAGUGAUUGUGGAGAUACCACAUUUUGGUUCAAUGAGAGGCAAAGAACGGGAGCUUAUUAUACUCCGGAGUGAAAAUGGGGAAGUCUGGAAGGAGCACCAGUAUGACUGUAAAGAACAGGAGCUGAGUGAUAUAUUAAAUGGUAUGGAUGAAGAACUCGAUAGCGUCGAAGAACUGGAGAAGAAGCGCAUCUGUCGUGUUGUUACCAAGGAUUUUCCUCAGUAUUUUGCUGUUGUGUCUCGGAUCAAGCAAGAAAGUAAUCAAAUGGGGCCUGAAGGAGGAAUGUUAAGCAGCACAACCAUUCCAAGCGUGCAAGCAUCCUUCCCUGACGGAGCACUGACCAAAAGAAUCCGAGUGGGGCUGCAGGCACAGCCAAUCCCAGAUGAACUUGUCAAAAAGAUUCUCGGGAACAGAGCCACGUUUAGUCCUAUUGUAACUGUGGAGCCAAGAAGAAGGAAAUUCCACAAGCCUAUUACCAUGACUAUUCCAGUACCAUCUGCAUCAGGAGAUGCAUCGAAUGGAAACAGAGAUGCUCCAAGCCUCCGACUGCUAUGCAGUAUAACAGGAGGUACAUCGCCUGCACAGUGGGAAGACAUAACUGGAACGACACCAUUAACCUUUGUCAGUGAAGGGGUUUCUUUCACAACAAAUGUCUCCGCCAGGUUUUGGCUUGUCGACUGUCAUCAGGUGCCAGAAACUGUUAGUUUAGCCACGCAGCUGUACAGAGAAUUGAUCUGUGUCCCCUACAUGGCUAAAUUUGUUGUAUUUGCCAAAAUGCAUGACCCAGUGGAGGCCCGUCUGCGUUGUUUCUGUAUGACGGACGAUAAAGUUGACAAGACGUUAGAGCAGCAGGAAAACUUCACAGAAGUGGCACGGAGCAAAGACAUUGAGGUGCUAGAAGGUAAACCCAUCUUUGUGGAUUGCUAUGGAAACCUGGUUCCUCUAGCCAAAGCGGGCCAGCAGCUUGUAUUCAACUUCUACGCUUUUAAAGAAAAUAGAUUGCCCUUUGGUGUGAAGGUUCGAGACAACGGCCAGGAGCCCUGUGGUCGUCUGUCAUUCCUUAAGGAGCCAAAGACUUCCAAAGGAUUGCCACAAGCAGCUAUCUGUAAUCUGAACAUUACACUGCCGGCUCACAAAAAAGAAGCCGAAUCAGAUCCAGACGAAGAGGUCGAGAGAGCUUCUGACCGCCGUCAAACUUUUGCAUCUAUGGCAUUACGUAAGCGCUACAGCUACCUUGCUGAGCCUGGAAUGAGCCCUCAGAGUCCAUGUGAAAGGACAGAUAUAAGGACAGCCAUAGUAGCAGAUCAUCUGGGACUGAGCUGGACAGAACUGGCAAGAGAAUUGAACUUUUCUGUUGAUGAUAUAAAUCAGAUUCGGGUUGAAAAUCCAAACUCUUUAACCACUCAGAGCUUUAUACUGUUGAAGAAAUGGAUUGUUCGAGAUGGAAAAAAUGCUACAACUGAUACCUUAAGCGGAGUCCUCAAAAAGAUCAAUCGAAUGGACAUCGUGACCUUACUAGAAGGCCCAAUAUUUGACUAUGGUAAUGUUUCUGGCACAAGAAGUUUUGCUGACGACAGCAGUGUAUUCCUGGAUCAGUCUGAUGGCUACUCUUCCAUCCAUGCGGAGCUGCUGACACCUGCUGCGUUAAGCUACUUGCCACCCACCCCUCUUCACUGUGAUGAUUAUUUUAGUAAUUACCCCAGUGUACAAUCAGCUUCCCCAACUCCCCAUCAAGUUAGUCUGGCAACAAAAGAAUUAUCACCUUUCAGCGAUGCUGAGGAAAUUUCAGCAGAUUUUGCUCAUGCUGAUUUGCCUGGGCCCUCUCUGGUGACAGAUGAGGCGGUCGCUUCCUUACCUGGGAAAGUGGAUGAGCCAGAAAGUACCAAAUGUGACUCUGACUUCCAGCCCGAGAGUGGUACCAUUUGUGUUGCUCAUCUGUCCACUAAUAUAGAGCAGGUGGAUCAUGUCCAGCCACAGAAGGAUGACUACGUGGCCGAACAAAAGGUGUCUCCCAAUCAGGCGCAGCAAGAAGGAAGACCUGAUACACCCAGUACUGAGGAUCUUGAAGGGUCCAUAAGAGACAUGGAGGUGGUGCAGCCAAGGCGAAGUUCCAGAGGUUCAGAGGAUGAGGAGGUGACAAAGGAAGAAGUCCACAUGCUUCACCCUGCCCAGAUUUCCCAGAAAGAAUUUUUUACAGUUCCAGGUUGGCGCAGCGACGCAUCCAGUGUAGACGUGGAGCCACCAACUCCGAAGAGCUGUCACCUGAGUACUGAUGAUCUGGAUGAAGGCAGCGCCAAACUUCAGGAACAAAGCAUCAAAAAUGAACUUGCUGGAUCAGUCAAGUUUCAUUUGAAAGGACCCGUUUUAAAACCAGAAGAGAAUGGGGAGCUUGACUUGCACAGGCUGGAACGUCAAAAAGAGUCAAGUCCUUUGAUUCAAGAGGUGACGGGUGAUAUGCCCAUAACGUCACAUGACCGAAAAACGGUGAACGGGAAGGUGCAGAAACGCUCGGCAUUAAUCACAGAGCAAGUGGAGUCGGUGAAGGAGAUGCAGGCAGACACCAGGCGGAUGGGCGCAGAGGAGCAUGGAGCCAGUGGGUUUGGUGUGGAGAAGAAACCAAGCUGGAGCACACCAGAGGGGAUUAAAUCAGGAACAAACAUCAGGGUUGAAGGACCUCUACCAGCAGAACACAAAGCUCAGGAAGAGGAUGCUAAAACAGUCCCUGAAGAGAUGGUUACGGAAGAGCAGUUCUUCGAUGAAGAUGGAAAUGUUGUCACCAAAAAAGUAACCCACACUGUGGUGAAGCGCCUUUUUUUGCUUUCGAGCAGGGACUGUGAUGCUAAUGAACUGGAAAGGGAAGGGCAAGGCGAUGAGGAGGGUGCCGAGUGUUUUGGAAGUGAUUUCAUGGGAGAGGAGGUUGAAGGAUAUAAAGUUGUCAGAGUGAAAAAGGAGACAAUUCGACAGGCAGACAAGAAGGCUCAUUAAUAUUGUGUAGGAGACAAAAUGGAGCUACAGGAACACGUUUUGCUACUGCCAGUAUCCAGGAGGAAAAGGCUGGAAGAGAGGAGCCGACUGCAGAUGAAGUGUGUGCCUGCUGCUUUCACACAUUAAAAGCAUGGUUUAGAUACAACAGGAUAUUUUAAUUUAGCAUGAGCAACUUUAAAACCGCAUGGGAAAUCACUUUCAUUCGUUGAUCUGAAGAGAGUGCAAUUGGCGCACCAAGUGACACAGGCGCUUUCAGUAUGAGUGACUUUUCACUGUCAGUGUGCCAUCGAGCAGAGAUUUUCUGUAGCGCCUUUGAUACCUUUCCUGUGACCGAGGAUGUUGACAGCAAAUCAUAAUGUAUCCAGUUCCAGCAAGGAGUGUACAAAUCACUGAUUAUUCACAACAUCUAGCCUUAUAAUUUUCUUGAACCCUUGGUGUCAGGGUAUAAAAAAAUUACUUGCUUAUUUAAAAAAAAAUAAAAACACACAUCAAAAAAAUCAUAAAUGGUUUUGCUGUACAUAAAGAACUCUGUAAAAAAAAAUUAUGAUCAGGUGGCGUUUUUGGAAGAAACGCAAAUGUGCUCUCCAAGCACUUAAACAGUUUUAGUGUCUGAUUCACGCUUUCGAAGUUGAUUCCACCUACUAAAGCGUUUUGAGUGUGACUCCACGAUUUCUUGUACAAUUAAUAGAAAAGGUAUAAUCUUUGUAUAUGCAAAAACACUGGCUUCAUUUUAAGAUAGCUUUCUUUCAGACUACACUGCAGGAUUUAAAAAUGAUUUUGAAAAAUGUAAUUCUGUGAAAAAUAAUCUCAAAACAAGGUUUCUUCAGACUACCACUAUUUUGAUGCAUGUGUCCCUCAUUUGAAUUAAACAUUUUUUUCUAAGUUUGGAGACACUGUUGAAUAUAAUACACUUUAUCACAUAUUUCCCUUUUAUUCUUUCUUGCUUUUUUUUUAUAACUAAAUGAUCUUAAAAGAUGCCAUACGUUAUGCAAAGGGGAAAUGUUUCAAGUUCUUGCUUCUAGAGGGAUUUAUGCUUGCAAUUCAAUAGUUGAACUAAUUAUCUUGCAAGCACAGUAUUAAAUGAGUUGAAACAAUGAAGUUGUACAUGCUUGUAGACUGGCAAAAUGCUGUAAAAUUAUUACUAUAUCAUGUGUAUUGGCAAUAAGAUGUAGAAGUCUUUCCAUAAGCCGAUCAUCUGUAAUCUUUUUUUUUAGCAGUGUAAUAAUAGGUUGCUAAGGCCUGCUGUGGUUAAAAGGACAUUCUACAUUUCAGUUUGGUGAACUAUUCUCCUUUGUUGAUUAUAUUCAUAUGAAAACAUUAAGCAGCCACUGAAGCUAGCUCUUAUAACAUAUGUAUGAAAACAAAACUCCACUGAAUGAUCUAAUUGAUUAUUCAAGCAACAAUAAAUUGUGUUAAAUCACUAACCUUA
Messenger RNA from Hypanus sabinus (Atlantic stingray), 7914 nucleotides. RefSeq names its product ankyrin 3b (gene ank3b). Gene Ontology annotation, biological process: signal transduction. Gene Ontology annotation, molecular function: protein binding. Bases 315 to 6485 code for a protein of 2056 amino acids. The transcript is spliced from 46 exons. Lineage: Eukaryota; Metazoa; Chordata; Chondrichthyes; Myliobatiformes; Dasyatidae. The record is from RefSeq and is a predicted model, not a curated record.